GAGGCUGCCACUCAAAAACGUCAUCAGCAACAUCAUCAUCUCUCUCUCUCUCUCUCAAAAUCUCGAUAGAGACCCAAUUAAAAUCUAUCUCUCUGUAAAAUAUUUUAUAGUAAUUAUCGUGUUUGUGCAUUGAAUUUAGCAAAAACUGCUUUACUUUAUUAUUUUUCCGGCAAAAAAACCCUUAUUGGGUUCAUUUCUUUGCGCCUUCUCUUCCUCUGGGUUCAUCUCUAUCUCUCAUAUAGGACACCGUGUCUUCUUCUCUAACCCAACAAAAAUAGAGAAAAGGGUUUCAGAACUUGAGACCGAAUUGCUUGUUUGGUUGAUUUGAGGUUCAAAGUCUUGUUUUUUUUAUCAAGUUUGAUGGGUGAAUUGGAAGAGAUUGGAGCUGAUAUUUGCGCGGACCUUGAAGCUGAUGAUAUAAGGUGUGACACUAUUGCGGAGAAAGAUGUCACUGAUGAAGAAAUUGAAGCAGAAGAUUUGGAGAGGCGAAUGUGGAAGGAUCGUAUCAAACUCAAAAGGCUUAAAGAAAAACAGAAGCUUGCAGCACAACAAGCUGCAGAGAAGCAAAAGCCCAAGCAGACGUCAGAUCAAGCUCGGAGGAAGAAAAUGUCGAGAGCGCAGGAUGGAAUUCUCAAGUAUAUGUUGAAGUUAAUGGAAGUGUGCAAAGCACGUGGAUUUGUGUAUGGAAUCAUUCCAGAGAAGGGUAAGCCAGUAAGUGGUGCAUCUGAUAACAUAAGAGCUUGGUGGAAAGAAAAGGUGAGGUUCGAUAAGAACGGGCCAGCAGCCAUAGCAAAGUAUGAAGCAGAGUGUUUGGCCAUGGGUGAGGCAGAGAACAGUAAAAAUGGGAACUCUCAAAGUGCUCUUCAAGAUCUUCAAGAUGCAACUUUAGGGUCUCUGUUGUCUUCUUUGAUGCAACACUGUGAUCCCCCCCAAAGGAAGUACCCAUUGGAGAAGGGAGUUCCACCACCUUGGUGGCCAACGGGAAAUGAAGAUUGGUGGGUAAAAUUAGGACUAUCCCAAGGCCAGAGCCCUCCUUAUAAGAAACCACAUGAUUUGAAGAAGAUGUGGAAAGUUGGGGUAUUAACAGCUGUAAUAAAGCACAUGUCACCUGAUAUUCCAAAAAUUAGAAGGCAUGUACGUCAAUCAAAAUGCUUACAGGAUAAGAUGACCGCAAAGGAGAGUGCAAUUUGGUUAGGGGUGUUGAGUCAAGAGGAAUCUCUCAUUCGGCAACCUAGCAGUGACAAUGGAACAUCUGGUGUAACUGAAACUCCUCAAGGUGGACAUGGCCAAAAGAAGAAACGUGCCAUUAGUAGUGAUAGUGAUUAUGAUGUUGAUGGUGCUGAUGAUGGUGUGGGUUCAGUUUCAUCUAAAGAUAAUAGGAGAAAUCAAUCAAUGGAUGUGGAGCCAUUAAACAGUCGAGAUGAUGCUACCAAUCCUGUCCAAGAUAAGGAGCUAGGAAAAAAGCAACCAAGGAGAAAAAGGCCCCGUGUGAGGUCAAGCCAUGCUGAUCAACAUCCUCAACCACAGCUGAAUGAUGAUCAUUUGGGUGUUGAGAGGACAAGUACUUUGCCUGAUAUAAAUCACACUGAUUUACAGCCAGUUGACUAUCAGAUGCAUGACACUCAGCAUGAAAAUUUUACCUCUUCAACUUUAAGGCCUCUGGAGAAUGGUUUUGUGGGUGAAUCCAACCUACCCCAAUCUGACUUUAACUACUAUGCUGGUGUUCCUUCUGCCAAUGUCAAUUCUACGGAGAAAAUUUAUGCAGACAAAGGGCCUGCCUUUUAUCCAUUGGGCCAAAAUUCAGUGCUGCACCAUGAGACUACUUAUAGUAAUUUCUAUAAUCCAUCACUUGAUUAUGGGACAAAUCAUGAUAGGCAGCCUUCUCAGAUGACAAUGAGCAUCAGGCAAGAGGAUGACAGAUUCCAUAUACCAGCACCGCAAGGAAAUGGAAAUGACUUGACUGGAGGAGAACCACAUCAUCUUAUCAAAGAUACAUUUCCCACUGAGCAAGAUGGAGCUGUUGAUAGGCAAUUUGAAUUUGACUUGCCAGAUUUUGCAAUUAACAGCCCAUUCCUUGAAAUGAGUUCGUUUUCAUUGGAUGACUUAUUUGUUGAUCCUGAGGAUGAAUUGAUCCAAUGCUUUGGUGCAUAGUUUCAGAAAGCUGACACAGCUGAUACUUUCAGAUUGGACAGGUGAAAAGCUCAAAACUGCAGCGCAACCAUUUCUGACCUGGUUAAAGGACUUCCUCUAUCAAUUAGAGGUGCUGCCUUAACAGUUGUUAUUGUUUGUGCAUUUCAAGGCAUUAAGUUAUACACCUAAUUAUUUUCACAACUCAAUGAUUUAACACAAGAAAAAUGAGGGGAGGCAGUUUUUCUUUUCUUUUUUCCUUUUUUCUUUUUUUUAAUGGUCAGGCACAGUCUUCCUCAAUGAGGAUAAUUAUAUAGGAAUUCAUGUAAAUGAUUCUUUGUGUUAGAUGGGGCAAUUAACAAAAUUCUUAUCACCUUUCAGCGGGAUACUUUUUAGCA
Populus nigra (black poplar) is the source of this 2525-nucleotide messenger RNA. RefSeq names its product ETHYLENE INSENSITIVE 3-like 3 protein. The record is from RefSeq and is a predicted model, not a curated record. The coding region runs from base 361 to 2151 and encodes 596 amino acids. NCBI's taxonomy places the organism in Eukaryota, Viridiplantae, Streptophyta, Magnoliopsida, Malpighiales, Salicaceae. Gene Ontology annotation, cellular component: nucleus. Gene Ontology annotation, molecular function: DNA-binding transcription factor activity; DNA binding. The transcript has 3 exons.